Molecule: messenger RNA, 411 nt
Organism: Penicillium bovifimosum
Lineage: Eukaryota; Fungi; Ascomycota; Eurotiomycetes; Eurotiales; Aspergillaceae
Product: DUF3602 domain-containing protein
Exons: 3
Coding region: 1-411 (136 amino acids)
Source: RefSeq, a predicted model, not a curated record
AUGUUAAACCGAAACGUCUCCUACGGCCGCGGUGGCGCAGGAAACAUCAGCCGCCAACAGACCCCCGCAACACCAAAUGACCUCGUCACGCCCACAAUCAAACAAGAAGUCUACACAACCGGUCGCGGCGGCUCAGGGAACAUGGUCGUCAAUGACCCCCACCGGCCCGAACUAGCGCGCGAAAGCCAGGACGUCGAGUCACCGCCUCUGCGCGCAGAGCAGCUGCCACACCACACGGGCCGAGGCGGCGCGGCAAAUGCGUACAUCCCCACGCCGGAAGAGGAAGAGCGCGGAAAGAAGAUCCAGGAGCAGGAGGCGGAGCUUAUGCGCGUGCGCACUCAGUCGAAGGAUCGGGUAAAGGAGAUUGAGCAUGAGAGACAGGAUUUGAGGAAGGAGUCACCGUCUGCUUAG